This is a messenger RNA of Vigna radiata var. radiata (mung bean), 372 nucleotides long. RefSeq names its product cysteine-rich receptor-like protein kinase 28. The record is from RefSeq and is a predicted model, not a curated record. NCBI's taxonomy places the organism in Eukaryota, Viridiplantae, Streptophyta, Magnoliopsida, Fabales, Fabaceae. The coding region runs from base 1 to 372 and encodes 123 amino acids. The transcript is spliced from 2 exons.
AUGGAGGAUCUACUAAGCUUCGCUUGGAGAAGCUGGAAGGAGGGAAAGGCUAUAAAUAUUGUAGAUCCAUCACUUAACAACAAUUCACGGCAUGAAAUCCCGAGAUGCAUCCAUAUUGGUUUACUUUGUGUUCAAGAAAAUUUAGUUGAUAGACCAACCAGGGAUACCAUUGUACUGAUGCUUAAUAACCAUUCUCUAAGUCUUCCUAUUCCUGCAGAACCUGCAUUUUAUAUGAAUAGUAUAACUAGAAGCUUUUCAGAGAUGCAGUCAUGGGAGUAUAAUUUAAGGGAAAGAGGAUCAAGUGAACCGAUACUUAAAUCAGCUAAAGAAUCAGAAAAUGAAGCUUCAAUUAUUGAGCUAUACCCUCGCUAG